CGGAAAAUCAAUCGUCGGCCCCCUCUUUAACCCCCACAGCCACCUGCUCCCCAAGGAACGAACGAACGAACGAACGAACGAUCGAUCGCCAAUUCGCCACCACCCGUUUCUUGUUGCAUUCCCAAUUCCGAUUCUUGCUUCCUCUCGCCGUGUUGAGCCCGUUCCGAUCAUGGGUCUCCGAUCCCUCUUCCGAAGGAAGAAACCCAUUUCGCCGUCGGCCACGGGAGGCUCCGCGCUGGCCACCCCGCUCGGGUCGCGGUCCUCGUCGAUGGGCUCGCGGUCCCAGAUCGAGGAGCUGGAGCAGGUGUUCAAGAAGUUCGACGCCAACGGGGACGGCAAGAUCUCCGCGUCCGAGCUGGGCUCCAUCAUGAGCUCCCUCGGCCACCCGGAGACGGAGGAGGAGCUGACCAAGAUGAUCUGCGAGGUCGACUCCGACGGCGACGGGUUCAUCGACUUCGACGAGUUCGUGGAGCUGAACACCAAGGGGGUCGACCCCGACGAGGCGAUGGAGAACCUGAGGGACGCCUUCUCCGUGUACGACAUCGACGGGAACGGGUCGAUCACCGCCGAGGAGCUGCACAAGGUCCUGCGGAGCCUCGGGGAGGAGAGCUCGCUCGCCGAGUGCCGGAGGAUGAUCGGCGGCGUCGACAGCGACGGCGACGGCAUGAUCAGCUUCGAGGAGUUCAAGGUGAUGAUGAUGGUGGGCUCGCGCUACGACGGCACAUCGUCCGGCAACAACAACCUCAAUUAGCAGAUGGCGAAGACGGACCGAUCGAGAGAGUUUCAAUCCACGAACCCAUCUCUCUCUCUCUCUCUCGCUCUGCAUCUCUGGAUCUUCUCUCCUCGUUUGUUGGAGGGUCACAGGGGUUAGUUCUCGUCCUCGAAUGUG
Molecule: messenger RNA, 889 nt
Organism: Rhodamnia argentea
Lineage: Eukaryota; Viridiplantae; Streptophyta; Magnoliopsida; Myrtales; Myrtaceae
Product: probable calcium-binding protein CML25
Exons: 1
Coding region: 170-751 (193 amino acids)
Molecular function (GO): calcium ion binding
Source: RefSeq, a predicted model, not a curated record